This is a messenger RNA of Glarea lozoyensis ATCC 20868, 765 nucleotides long. RefSeq names its product alpha/beta-Hydrolase. The coding region runs from base 1 to 765 and encodes 254 amino acids. The record is from RefSeq and is a predicted model, not a curated record. NCBI's taxonomy places the organism in Eukaryota, Fungi, Ascomycota, Leotiomycetes, Helotiales, Helotiaceae. The transcript has a single exon.
AUGACUUCCAAACCAACCAUCCUUCUCAUCGGCGGCGGCUGGCAUUUCCCAAUCAGCUACUCCAAGCUCACCCAAGCCCUCGAAACCGCCGGCUACGAAGUCCACGUCCCUCUCCACCCCUCCAUGAACGGCGCCCGUCCUCCCACCGCUUCCCUCGCCGAAGACACAGCUGCUACACGCACAUACGCGGUUAAUCUUAUCGAAAAAGGCCACACCAUCGCGGCCCUCAUGCAUUCCUACGGCGGCCAAGUGGGCACCAACGCUCUCCACGGUCUCGGCACCACAUCUCGUGCCUCCCAAGGCCUUACUGGGGGAGUCUCGCAUCUCAUCUACAUGACGGCCUUCGCGCUGCCAGAAAACGGGUCUAUGGCCGGCAAGGUCGAGGAGAUGGGAGAUUCGGCGCUGAUGCCUUUAGCGUUUGAUUUCGCGGAUGACAAAACGGUCGUUAGUCGCGAUCCGAAGAUGUUAAUCGUCGGCCCUGGGGACGAGGAGGAGAUUGAGGCGUAUGUGAGUACGUUUGGGAGGUGGAAUGGUCAGGCUAUGUAUGAUACGAUUGAGAGGUGUGCGUGGAGGGAGAUUCCGGUUAGUUUUGUGGUUACGACGAUGGAUAUGACGGUGCCGGUUACGUAUCAGAGGAGCAUGAUUGAGUAUAUAAGGGGAGAGGGGGUGCAGGUGGGGGUUUUUGAGGUUGAGACGGGACAUUGUCCCGGGUUGACGGGGACGGGGGAGGUUGUGGGGUUUGUGGGGGAGAUUUUGGGGAGGUAG